Messenger RNA from Eurytemora carolleeae, 975 nucleotides. RefSeq lists its product as uncharacterized. NCBI's taxonomy places the organism in Eukaryota, Metazoa, Arthropoda, Copepoda, Calanoida, Temoridae. Bases 463 to 945 code for a protein of 160 amino acids. The record is from RefSeq and is a predicted model, not a curated record. The transcript has 6 exons.
GAUGAUAUUGACGAGGUGGAAAACAAUAAGAACUCAGUAAACAGACAUCAUUACUCUUCCAGUCAGAACAUUGAAUCGUCCCCCCAGUACACAACGAAGCAGGAGGAUUCCCUGAGACGAGUUGAGAUAGAGAAUGAGAAAAACAGACAGAGUAGAAGUGAGGAACAAAAAAGAAGGAUUAAACAAGGAGAAACGAAUACUGAUAAAUAUUAUUUUGGACACCCUCUUACUACCAGCUCCAGGCAACAGUUUCAUCAUUCUUCAAACUCCAGAAGUUACAGCCCCGCUCCCCAGAAAAUAGCUCGAAGCUCUAAGAUCCAUCAUCAGAGUACAGGGAACAUCUACAGCCAAUCAAGAAAUUAUGGUUCACAACCACACCACCAGGGGUCUGGUAGCAUCCAGCCGGUUAUACGUAGUUCAAAAUACCACCACCAGAGCACCGGCAACAUCCAUUAUCCAUCAAUGGAGCGGAAGUCCCACCAUCAAAGUACCGGAAAUAUAUACAGUUCUCAGACCUUGGAGAAGAGUUCCAAGGUGCUAAGGGGCAGUACAAGUGACAUUUACAGGGUUCCACAGACAGCAAAGUAUAACAGGUCCCGAGAUAUCUACGCGAGUAGUCCAAAAACAAUCUCCAGAGAAUCAGAUAUAUCAGCCAAUUACAACCAAGGAGAGAUAUACAGAACUACGCAACGAGAAGCGCACAGUAGUUCUAAACCUAAGGAAAUAUACGCAACCCCUGUAUCAAAAGAAGUUUACGCAACACCGAUAUCAAAGCAGAUUUACGCAACUCCACAUUCCAAUGAUAUUUAUGGAAUACCGGCAUCAAAGGAGCUUUUCUCAAGACGGCAACAGUCACAUAGAAUUGUAUAUUCGACAGAGUCCCCUACCGGUUCUCCGUCUACGAAGUAUAGAACUAAGAUAGUUCUGAACGGUGGUCUGGAAUAAUCAUACCAAUCUUUAUCCAUCAGGAGAAAA